AUGGAAGCGAGCUUCCUUACAACUUCUUGGUCAAAGAAAGGGAACUUUCUCGUAAGUUCCAAGUCAAAGGAAGGGAGCAUCCUCGUAAGUUCCUGUGCUCAUGAAGAUGAGACAAAGCUUGCUGUCUACUUCCCUCGCCUACCGGACCGCUGGUGGUCGUCCACAGAAGCGUCAGUGAGCCAGUACUCUCCUGCCCAAGUGAGGUAUUGUAAUGUAGCAGGGGAAUUCGUCGUUUCGGCUACGUCCCGGCGCCGUGGCGCGAGGCCUACCACGGCGCGACGUGAUGAUGUGGCAGAUGUGAAGCAAGUCGUGGCCUUCGAUCCUGGCGUGAAGGAGCUGAAUCUCCGCGGCGCUAAGGCAUGUCGUGGCGUGGCAUCUGGGGAAGCUCGAAUUCUCUGUACGCCCGUGGAGACCGUCGCGGCGUGGGAGAGCGGAAGUUCACGGCGCGUCACCUUCCUUGACGUGGGAGAGCGGAAGUUCAUUGCGUGUCACCUUCCUCGACGUGGCAGCUGGAAAGGAUCGUCUGAAGGCCCGUUAAGGGUGUCACGUUAA
Striga asiatica is the source of this 552-nucleotide messenger RNA. The record is from the annotation of a GenBank genome assembly. NCBI's taxonomy places the organism in Eukaryota, Viridiplantae, Streptophyta, Magnoliopsida, Lamiales, Orobanchaceae.